AUGAGUCAAAUUAUUGUACCAUUAAAAUGCACCUCACAAAAUUAUGAAUGGGGUAAAUUUGGAACCAACAGUACAGUAGCACAAUUAUUAAAAGGAUAUGCAAAAGAAUGCAGUAAUAUUAUAGACGAUAAUAAAACAUAUGCAGAAUUAUGGAUGGGAUCACACCCAAGUGCUCCUUCUAAGGUUGUGUGCAAUAACAGUCAAAAUCAACAAGAAGAAAUUAACCUUAACGAUUAUAUCGAAAGAGAACAAAAACUAAACCACUCAUCAUGCAUCAGAGGUGAAAUAGUAGAGAAGAGAUUUGGUAAAGACUUCCCAUUCCUUUUUAAAGUUUUAUCAAUUAGAACAGCCCUCUCUAUUCAAGCACAUCCAGAUUCACAAUUAGCUCAAGUUUUAUUCAAAAAAUUCCCAAAUAUUUAUAAAGAUCCAUAUCACAAACCUGAAAUUGCAGUUGCAACCACUCCAUUUGAAGCAUUAUGUGGUUUUAGACCAUUAAAUGAAAUUCAAAACUUUAUUGAAACAAUACCAGAAUUAAAUAGAUCAUUACCAAAUUUAAAUAAAUUAGAUGAUUGUAAAGAGUAUUUAAAAUCAAUUGUAACAAUAUUAUUAAAAGCAGAUAGUGAGUUAAUCAAAAACAAUUUACAUCAUUUAAAAGAAAGAUUGUCAAAAUUAGACAACCCAAGUGACUUGGAUAGAUUAGUAUUAAAAUUAUAUAGCCAAUACCCUGGAGAUGUUGGUGUUUUCUUUGCUUAUAUUUUAAAUUAUCUUAUAUUAAAACCUGGACAAGCAAUGUUUUUAGCAGCAGGUGAACCACAUGCCUAUAUCAGUGGAGAUUGUAUCGAAUGCAUGGCACCAUCAGAUAACGUAGUAAGAGCAGGUUUAACCCCAAAAUUAAAAGAUGUUGAUACUCUUGCAGAAAUGUUAACUUAUUCAACUGGUAAACCAGGUUUAGUCGAUCCAAUUACCAACCCAUCCAUUUCAUCUGAAAACUAUCUUUCAUAUGUUCCACCUGUUGACGAGUUCCAAGUAGAUUAUUACCACCUCACAAGCAAAUGCCCCAAAUUAAAAGCAAAUCUCAGUAAAGGUCCUUCAAUCGCUUUAGUACUCUCAGGUAAAGUUUCAUUCGAAAAUCAAAGUAAACCACAAUCAAAUCUUUCAGACCUUCAUACUGGUUCAGUUUUAUUUAUACCCUCAAAUACUGAAUUACAAUUCUCUCAAAAUGAUUCCAAUAUACCAGUUUCAAUUUUUAUUGCAACUGUUAAUAAUAAAAUUUUCAAUAAAAAUAAUUUAUAA
Dictyostelium purpureum is the source of this 1293-nucleotide messenger RNA. RefSeq lists its product as uncharacterized. The transcript is spliced from 2 exons. The record is from RefSeq and is a predicted model, not a curated record. Gene Ontology annotation, molecular function: zinc ion binding; mannose-6-phosphate isomerase activity. Lineage: Eukaryota; Evosea; Eumycetozoa; Dictyosteliales; Dictyosteliaceae. Gene Ontology annotation, biological process: carbohydrate metabolic process; GDP-mannose biosynthetic process. The coding region runs from base 1 to 1293 and encodes 430 amino acids. Gene Ontology annotation, cellular component: cytosol.